Messenger RNA from Oreochromis niloticus (Nile tilapia), 6346 nucleotides. Its product is annotated as zf-DHHC domain-containing protein. The record is from RefSeq and is a predicted model, not a curated record. The transcript is spliced from 9 exons. Lineage: Eukaryota; Metazoa; Chordata; Actinopteri; Cichliformes; Cichlidae. Gene Ontology annotation, molecular function: palmitoyltransferase activity. Bases 16 to 1038 code for a protein of 340 amino acids.
ACUGGCCCUUUAAACAUGAAUCUCCUUUUCUCGACGGUCCUGGAAGGCGGCUUGAAGUUUCCAUCUGACGUCACCCGGAAGCGGGGGACGGGGGGUGGAGCCCGGGAGAAGAUGGCGUUUCUUCGCUGUAGGCGAGAUCCCUGCGGCGUUAUCUGCCUGAUUUUAACUUACUUCAGCGUGUUUUAUGCGGACUAUGUGGUCAUACAGUACGUGCUCAUCCCCGCGUACUCGGACAGUGUGUGGUGUACUCUCCACGGGUCAGUGUUCAACCUCAUUCUGCUGCUGCUGCUUGCCUGCCACUCCAAAGCUGUCUUCUCAGAUCCUGGUAUGGUGCCUCUUCCUGACACGGCCAUCGACUUCUCGGACCUCCGCUCUCAGUCGUCUCGGAUGAACGAGCGGGGCUGCGAGGGCUGGACGGUGUGCAGUCGCUGCGAAACCUACAGACCCCCCAGAGCGCAUCACUGCCGUGUCUGCCAGAGGUGCAUACGGCGCAUGGACCACCACUGUCCCUGGAUCAAUAAUUGUGUCGGGGAGCUAAACCAGAAGUAUUUCAUCCAGUUUCUCUUCUACACUGGUAUGGCCAGCCUGUACUCCAUGGUGCUGGUGGUGUCGGCGUGGGUGUGGAGAAUAAGGAAUGAACGAGGCGGUGACGCAGAGAAGGAAGGCGAGGAGACGCCCAGCAAACACCUGAUAGUGGCGCAUUACAUCAUCCUCCUCGUGGAGUCGGUGCUGUUUGGUGUGUUUGUCAUGGUCAUCUUCUACGAUCAGCUGGUCUCCAUAAUCACAGACGAGACUCCCAUCGAGCAGAUGCGAAACAGGCUGAUGAUUAAAGACAGGGCCUCUUCGUCCUCUUCAUCCUCCUCCACCUCCUCCUCACAGCUGCCUCACCACCCUUCACACACCCGCAAACCGAAGCUGGCCCUGUUGCGGGAGGUCUUUGGGAGAGGUUCAGUCUUUUGCUGGCUUCUCCCGCUCCACUCCAGCCCUCCGUCAGUUGGUGGCAUCACCUACUCCGCCCUGCCCGACUACGACGUCUGACCCGUGGGCACAAGAGGGGACGGAGAGGAGAGGAAAAUAAAGGGAAGGCGAGGGAGGUUUUUGUGUGCUUGUGUGAGCGCGUGAAUGAAUUUUUUGCAUAUUUAUGAUGUCUUAUCUCUGGAACUGAGGGGGUGAGAGUAAAAGGGAUGAAGGCCGAGGUGUGAAUGAAUGAAUGAAGAAUGAAUAAUGCACCAAAUAUGACACUCCUCCAGGACCUAAACACAAUGUUUUUGCUCAUGAAAACCUAUUUCUCAUCUUUCCCGGCACGAGGAGAGAGCACUGACUGCCCCCCCGAUGUGUCCCGAUGUGCAACAGCAGUUAUAGGAAAGAGCUACUCCUGUGUGGACACUGGGAUUUGACUGGUGUGGCUUUUAGACAGUUUCACACUAAACAGGCUGAAUUAAAAAGGUCUAAAUAUAAUGUCCACUACACCCAACGACUCCAAAUCUGUGGGAGGGGGGGAAAUGAGACGCACAGUCGCUUCAACGUUCUUUAAAGAGUAACUCAAAAACAGGCACAAGUCCCCUGACGAGGGUUUAAAUCCUGACAGGCGUAGAACACGACCUUGUGAUUCCUCAUGUUGUGAGGGUGAGUCGAUGCUUGUCUUUCAUGUUCGGUUCAGACAGCGAUCACCAUCAGCUCUGCCUUUAACAAUAGAUUUGAUGUCAGCUCAGUUAUGAAACUGAGCUUGGCGUUAUACUUGUGAGACAUCUCUCUUUAUGGCACGAUGAUUAAAAUUUAGUUAAACCUCCAGAUUUUUAUUUGUGGAAUUUACUUUUCUAUUCAGUUCAAUUCAGUUUUAUUUGUAUAUCGCCAAAUCACAACAACAAUCAGCUCAAGGGGAUUGUAAGACCCUACAGUAAUACAGAGAAAAUCCCAACAAUCAGAUGACCCCAAUGAGCAGGUGAAACUACACGACCAGCUUCGCAUGAUUUACAAUUAAAAAUAAGCCUUAUUUAUAUUAAAUAAAGCUCCUCCUACUUUAAGCCAGCUUUCUUCUCAUUGGAUGCCUCUGGUCACUCUGUGCAUUUGUGUAUGUGUGAAACUUAUCAUUUGUACAGAGAGCGUGUAACCUCAUCUGUCCAAAACUUCCUCCAAAUAUGGGUAUGGAGUCAUUCUUUAAUCCCGUGAGUGUAAGAAGAGGAAAGCCCGUCCUUUGAGUUACUCUUUAAUUAAAAUGCCUGUGACGUUUCAGCCACCGCGACCAGCUGAUGUCCAUUAAUAGUCACAUACCAGUCAAAUCCCAGUGCUUUACUGCUUUAUUCAACCAGUAUUUAUGCUGGUGAUUGUUUUACCACUCAAGCUUUCAUCAGCCUCCACAGGAAGUUUCUAAAAUAGGUCAGUUCAGCUUCCUGGUUCAUCUCAGUGUUUCUUAAUCAUACACUGCAGCACGAAAGAGAGACUAUUUGAGUUUUUAUGUACAGUCGAGGUUUAAUUAUUCGGGAUGCACUGAUACUGAAUUUGUUUGGUUCUCUGUGUUUUGAUUUGUUUUUAGUUUGUUUUCCUUCCACACUGGUGAAGCCUUGUGGUGCAAAACAUGUCAAGCUUUAAAUUUUGUUUAUGCAACUACUACCAUGGUAUGCUUUGUGGUCAUAAGUAUGUAUGCUUUUUCAAUCUACGCUGGUGUUCAACCAGAAAGUUUAUCCACAGGGAUAUUUGUACGUUUUGAUGGUGGGGCUCUAUUGGGAAUGAAUAAGCCCUCUAAUUGAAGCAUCCAAAUACUUUUAGUCACAUAGUUUAUUAACGUGUUUACGUGGAGGGCAAUUAAUUAUCUAUUUUUAUUCUCGUGCUCAACAAAUCUUAAAUUGUUUCUAUAUUUAUAACAUUCGUUCGUUUUAUUCUGAAACAUAAAUGGAUUAGCUUCUUGUGCAGUCAUGUACCAGAUUAAGAGAGUCCAGGAUUACAAGCGUGUGUGGGAAUGCUGAAUUCUUGUUUGGGGGUUUUUGUUUUUUACUCUUCAUUCUUCUGUUUGACGUGCUACUAAACUUCAUUACAUUUGCAGAUUUCUUACACUAUUAUUACGCACACAUGCACACACACAUAUAGUUUGGUGCAAUUGAAGGUAUAAAAAAGAAGCUGCUUUUGGGGAAAAAGGAUUUACUACACUGAAAUCUGUUUUGACAGUGAAACACAAACUCAGAGUACACCAGUGAGUAUUCUGCUUUAUCUCAGUGAAGGGACGACUCUUAACUUAUUUAUGGUUUCUAACUAUUCUGUGGAGUUAACUCUAACAAGUGUGUAUUUUUAUGUGAGGGGUGGGGCUGCCUUUCACUGCUGACCUGUUACUUGGAUAUAUUUGAAAGUAUUAAACCUUAAGUGACAGAGGCGGGCGAUUUAUCAGCACAUUAUAUUUUUUACAGAGGAGCACAGGAAACACUCUCAAAUGGAUGAUGGUGAUCAUGUGAUACAUUUUAUAAAGUAAACUGGUGGCUUUGUAUUGGAAAGAGUCAGAGGUCAGACAUGAAGGCAGCUCCACCCUCUGUGUGGUUUUAUGUAUGUUUGUAUAUAUUUUUUCAUUUCCUUGUCCAACCUGGGCUAAACAAUAUUCUGCAAAUUGUCCAUUUUCUCAGAGUACUCACUGCAGCCCUCAGAGGUUUUGAUCAAAACUUGUCAGUUGGGAGAUGAAGUUACAUGAGUUAAUCUGCCUUUUUUAUAUUUUAACAUGUUUUUGGAUAUGUAUUAACAAUUUAAAGGCAAAAUAUUAAAGAUUAGAGAGAUGUUAUGAGACAGCUGUAGAAAGACUUCUAGUUCUGCAUUCACAUUGUGAACAACUUGGUGGCGCUGGUGCUGAAACGCAUACUUUAUUUUGACCUUUUAACGUUACACUUCAUAUGGCUACAUGAAUAUAAACAAAUUAUACUAAAUAUUUUUACAGUAAGAAUGAGUCAAAAAUUGUUGAAGCACACAUGUACUGCUAUGUUUUUUUGUUUUUGUUGUUGUUGUUGUUAAUGUGGACAUCCCGCAUAUCUGAAAAAAUAUGUACAUCUGGGGCUAGUGGCUGGUUAGCUUAGCUUAGCAUUGGACCUAGAAAUUAGAUUAUCCAAAAUCAGAAUAGCAAUGUGCGGUGUCAACCAAUGAAAGUGGCUUGAAGGCCAUAGGUGGAGCUUUACGUCAACUGCUACUACUGCUACUUGGACGAUCACAAGGGUCUUUUUCUUGUCUUUUUUUUUUUUUUUUAGACUUAGCUAGAAAAAUUACUUGGCUAUGCUAAAGAAAAGAUUGCUUGACUGUGCAAGUUGAGAAAUUAGGCUAAAUGUACCUACACUGCAACAACAUAACAGAAAUUGAUUGCAAUAAACUUGUCAGAAUGCAUCCUUUCAGGGUCAGGGCUAACUAACAUAGUAAUAUUUUUCAAAAGAAACACCAGCAUUUUUAUUACAAGUUAAGUCUGCUAUGACAAUAUUUCCCGAGAGAAGCUCAUCUUUAAAUGGGAACUGAUUCGAGGUAGACUCUGGAGGCCACUGUGGCAUUGCACUGGCUCAGUAUGAACCAGUCUCUGGCCACUUUCAGUGUAACUGGGUGGCUAGCUGGCUUAAGUCCUGAUUAUACUUGGACAUGGACAGAUGGAGACAUGAUGGCAGAGUUGCUGUAUUUUAAUGUAAUGUCUCAGCAGAUGAGUCCAUUAAGUCAGAAGAAACAUGUGGGUUGGCAGAUGUCUGCACAGACCCUGGCGCUCAAUGUCUGACGAAGAAAAUUUAUGUGACUUAAAUACCAGCGGACUCAUGGCUGCAGAAAGUAUAAUUAAGGCUUAACAACCAGCAUAGGCUUUAGGAAGAACUCCGUAGACUUAUGGGACUAGGUGUUUCAAAGCUUUACAGAAAGAUAAGCUAAUAAACUGCUAGCUUAAACGUGCAUCAGGGUAUUAUUCUUAAACACUUGCACAGUUGGUUGAUUCUCACAAAGAUCCCCCCACAUGAGGAAAAAUACAAGGCUUCUGGAACAUUCAAACUAAUAAAGAUUCAGUAUUUUCUAACAUUAAAAUGUUAGUUUAAAUUUUGCCUUUAAGCUCAUCAUUUUCCUCCAAACUGUCAAAGAAAGCAGAAUCUCGUGUUGCUCAGCUGUGAGGCGAGCCUUACUGCCUGGUAAAUGCAACAUGUGGAGCGUGGAAAGACUACGAAUGCAUGGGACGAUUCUCCAAGGCUCUUGGACCUUUUAAAGAGAAAAAUCAUACAUCUAUAUGAGGGUUUUACUGUUUGUUUCAUUCUAAUUUAUUUAGAAUUAUGUUGCACAUUGGAUUUUAAAUGUAGCUGCAUUUUGUUCACGGUGUGAAAGCACGUUUUUGGAGCCAGGGGUUCUUCGAGCUGUACGCUGCCUUAUUUCUGUGGGAUUUUGAACUUUUAUAGUGACUGCAGAGGAUGGUGGAAGGGUUUCCGGAAAGUUUCUCAUAACCGCUCUCAUGACAGACAGAAACACUCAGUCCUCACCCAGGUUGGGUCUCUGCUAGCUGUACAUAGGAAAGUUCAUAUUUUCUAUCAAUGAUGUGCAAUUCUCAUGAAGGGACAGUUCCUGGAGUCUUUUUUGUUUUUGAUCAGUUUGAAGCAAAACGAGGUUUGAAAUGUUUUUGAUCUUGUGAACGUCAGAGAAGUCCAGAGGUACACAAGGUUUGACGUUUUAAUUAAUCUCUCCUUAAAAUUAUUUUUGGUCUAAUUGAGGGUUUAUUCAGGGCUGAACAAAGAGUCCAAAACAUCACUCACAAACGAAACCAACUGUACCUCAAAUUUGUCCAACACCUAAAAAAAACACAAAAAAACAUUUUAAACUGUAAAUGUUUUUGUCCAGGUGUGUGUUUGUAUCAUCAGCGCUUGUUUUUGUUGAACCAUGUCGGGGCAGUUGCCUCCUUAUAAUUGAUUCUGUUAAAAUCCAGCAUAGAUGUUGCUAGCUGAAACAAAACCAGCGCACCUCGUGUGCUGUUUUACUAGACAGCAAGAAGGAAUGUGCGCACACACAAAGAGGGCCUGAAAUUAAUAGCUAGCCGCCAGUCAAACACAAGCGCUAAAUCAGAGGAUAUUUUUUUUUUUGUAAUUUUUUUGUUUAUUUGAGCCAAAUCCAAAAAACCUUGAAAAAUGAUAUUUUGAGAUUUGGGAAGAUAUGUUUUCAGAUUGGGUUGUUGGUUGGCUAAAAAAAAAAAAAAUUCAGAGCCCAAAGAACAGAGUUUAAUAUCAUGUGGCUUCAUGAUGAACAAGUUUACAGCUCACUGAUAUUUUAUUUAUUUCAUGUUACAACCUUGAAACCGUGACCUGUGUAUCAUUUCUAUUGAUAUACUGCUCUGGAUUGUUCACCUGGAAUUAAACUGAUGUCUUUUAAACUA